CAUAUUGCGCGUUGAGCGCUAAGCGCUAAUGCGAAUUAAUAGUUUUGAUUUCGCUGUCUACUCUACUGGUGGUUUUAUCACUUCUAUCUACAUUUUUGUAAAUUGUUAUUUAAAGUUAAAUUUUCGUUGCGCUUUGUUUUUGGUGAACAGUGAUUUUAAAUAUAAUUAUUUAGUGGUAGGACCUCCCUCCAAGCGUUUCUGACACAUUUUACAGACGCCAUGUUUGUCACGUUUUUGCCAGUUGUGAAUAUAUUUAGCCAAAAAUUGUAUUUGCAGUAGCGUUACUUCGUAUAAUUGUUGAAUAGUGCCCUGUAUCAGUUCCACGAUGAGUCAAAAAACACCCAGAAAUAAGGAAAAGCGAUCGCGAUCAGCUUCUAAUGAGACUAACAAUUCAUUUGUCAAGAAUGUGACAUCCAGAGUAUCAGGCUUACUGCCCAGUACCAUCACAAAGUGGUUCAGUAGCCCCCGUUCUUCAAAUGCAAAUGGUUCGACACCAGUUGCUGACGCUUCUGAUUCUUCAGAUGAUGAAGUAGUGGACAUCCCGGAAGUAACUCAACAACCACCUGCCAAACGCAUGCGGUUUAACCCUCCUGGAACUUACAAUCAUUACAGCCCUGCUGAUGCAAGCUGUUCCAGAAAUGAUAUGGAAAUAAUAGAACUUCCAUACAGUCCCUUCACGGGCACUCAGUGUACUCAACCUACCCGUAACACAUACAGUACAGCACUGCGGCCACCAAAUGAAGACCAUCAGGAUACAAUGGAAAGAGACAUGUCACGAGUAUACAAGGUCUCUCACUCAAUAUCUAGUACUGGCCAAUCAAUUGCCCCUAAAAGAAAAUCUAUUUUCGAAACAACUACUCAGGAGGAAGUAAUGAAAAUAACUGCAAAAGCAUCAAAUACAUUUCGUGACCCAAAGCAGCCCAGCUUUAAACCUAGUCUGCUUGGUUCUCCAUUUUACCCUGGGAGAACAAUGUAUGGAGGAGCAGCAUCUUCGUACAUAAACCAGCCGAACAUAAAACAAGAGACUGUGGCAGUAGUAAAUGAGUCUCCAAUCAAUGAUGACACCGCCAUCAGCAGCUCUGCGCGACGUAUUAUGGACUUAUUAGAAGGUUAUUCCUCUCCACUUAUGGAAGCCCGCAGGAUCCCUCUGUACACCAAACCCAAAAAUGAUGGAUUUAACAUCAGCAACACUUCCUCUUCAUCUACAAAUAAUCAUUUAGCAUAUCGGACUCGAGAGCUCCAUGUACCAAGCAUUGCAUCUAUACUGUGCCUGAAGAAAAAGUCUCGUCUCAUGGACACGACGAAUAUUGCUCGACAAUUAAUGGCUUCUCAAAGCAGUACUUCUAAUGAAUUUCCAGCUUAUCCUAGGCAGGAAACGAAAGGGAGUGAGGUCGAGAAGGAACCGCCUCAUAAAUUUUCUACCAAAAUGAAAUCAAGAAUAACUAGAACUAACCGAGGGCAGCAAGACGAGAUCGACAUGUCCACUCCCGUGAAACUGCCCACAGCCACAUUACAAUUAGACAAAGAUAAACUGCCCCAAUUUACAUUCGACGCACCGUCGCUCACUACAUCUACACCUAAAAUUGUUUUCCCUACAGCUGAUAAAAAAGCUACCCACAUUCCCACAAGUAAGCACGAAACUGUAAUUAGUAGUGUCUACACAUUUUCCAAUCCUGUUAAAGUAUCAAGUAACGACAUACAAGUGGAAUCUUCAUCUUUAAAAUUCAAAUUCGACUCUCCUGAGCGACGUAUAGAUCAGAAAUUUGAAAACAAACAUGACGAAUCUUCUGUUGUUGUAGGUGUGAUAAAAGCAAACGAAUCUGUCUUAACCAAACCGAAAGACUGGCAGUGUUCAGACUGCUGGGUUAAAAACAAGCCGGACGCCAUCAAAUGUGUUUGUUGUGGAGCUAAACAGCCAAAAAAGAAUACUAAGUGCUUGGUUUGUAAACUUGCCGAUAGUCAGUCACAAAAAGACAAAUGCGCUAAUUGUGAGAAGAUGUCUACCUCACAAGUCGGAAAGUCACCCGGUAACCCACAACUAAUUGGGACCAGUUCGUCGACGACAUCGAAAUCUCUGUUCAAUAAAGUCAGCGAUACCAACUCCCCUCAUGGAACGAAGUUUACUCUACCUACCUUCACUGCAGUUACUGAGACACCAAUCAAUAUCUUUUCAAAGCCUGAAACAGUGACAAGUCCAUUGAAAGCAGUACAAAACACUGCUAAAGCGGAUGCUGAUUGGAAAUGUGACGAUUGUUGGAUUACAAACAAAAGCAGCGUCGACAAAUGCGCAGCUUGCGGCGGUGCCCGACCCGGAGCCAAACAGGCGGCUAAUAUUACAGACGCUAUGAGUAAUAAAACUACAACAUUUGGAACUAGUGACAAAUUUAAAGCCAUUGCUAAGGCCCAACAUUCAGACAAAUGGGAAUGUUCCAGCUGUUUGGUCCAUAACGAAAGUGACAAAAAGGAAUGUGUAUGCUGUGGUGCGGUAAAAGAAGGUAUAAAGAAAAUGCCUGAAUCAACGUUUAAUUUUGGAACAACUACGAAUAAUACGUUUAAAUUCGGCAUUGAUCCCAAAGUGCAAAGCUCUACCAUUGCUGACAAACCUGAAGUUCCAUCAAUAUUAGACACGAAAUUAAAACCACAGUCAGAAACAAAUAAUAAUGUUGUGGCUGAAACUCCAACAUUUACAUUUACACUGCCCACUAAAAAAUUAGAAAAUAAAAUUGACACUCCAAAGGAAAAGACAGGUGAGGCUCCAAAAAUGAAUUUCACAUUUGGUAUUCCGAAAACGAUACCAACAAGUUCAGCGGUUACAGCGAAAUUGCCAGAGACAAACAAAACUUCCGAGGAAGAGAAACUUCAAGAAGUUCCAUCAGUUGACUUGAAUGCACCCAUCCAGAGUAAACCACAGAUGCCUGUACUGACUCAGGUAAAUAACGAAAAUAAGUCGUUACUACCUACUACGAGUUUAUUUAAUCCAUUGGCUAACGACACAAAGAAGGAAACAUCACUUAAUACUGCUGUCGCAUUGCCAGAAGCGGCUGAUACUCAGAAACCAAAACCAGCAUUUUCAUUCGGUUUGUCAUCCAAUACAAAACUAUUUGAACCUCCAGCAACUACGGGUACAACAAUGAUUUUGUUCAUGCAGCCGUCGCAAAGUACGACUCUACCAACAACUAGUGCACCCACGUUGUCAAUGUUUAAACCGGCUGAACCUAGCGCCACUGCGACAUCGUCAUCAUUAUUUCAACAGCCUGAUUUAAACAAACCUGCUGCAUCUCUAUUCCAAAACAAAGAGGCUACUAAUAUUGCUACACCAGCACUAACGCAGGCAUUAGCACCGACACCGGCACUGGCUCCGGCUCCGACUCCGUCACCGGCUCCGUCACCGGCACCGGCACCAACACCAACAGCGGCACCGGCACAGCCACCGACAUCGGUACUGACAGCAGGACUGGCACCAGCGCCAGCGCUGACGCCAGCAGCAGCGCCGACACCAGCAGCAGCGCCAGCAGCAGCGCCAGUAGCGCCAGCAGUAGCAGCACCAAUUUUCAGUUUUGGCAGUAAUGCAGCUAGUAAUUCUUCGGCUUCAGCGUCACUCACGCUACCUACUGCCACAGAAAAACCUAAAUUUCAAUUUACAUUUGGUAAUAACGCAACGCCUGCAAGUAACCCACCUCCAGCGUUUAAGUCUCCGUUCGGUGCGGCUGAAAGUACCGUUAAUACGAAUACUUUUAAUUUGUCUGCUGGAUCUUCGUUGGGUUCUACCAAUAACCUUGCUACUAAUAGCUUUGGAGGCAGCAACGGUUUGAAUGCCCCUAAUGGUCUUACGGGAAAUCCUAUGAUGGGAAAUACACUUUCUGCUAUGCCUGGAAAUUCUCUUCAAACGAAUAGUUUAGCAAUGGGCACCGCCAAUACAUUAGGUGGUAACAGCAAUGGCUUAUCUACAAGUCAACAACCAGCUAGUAUGCAGGCGGGAAACUCUUUAACCGGAGGUGCAACGGUCUUAUUCAAUAACACCGCGCCGAAAGAAAACAUGUGGGCGGCGGGUAACAAUACCUCGACCCCGAACCUGUUCGUGUCCAACACAACGACCAGUAGCUUACAGAAGCCAGCGGCAUUCACGUUCGGAUCAUCAACACCGUUCAAUGCCAGUAAUAACGCAUCGCCGGCUUUCGGUGCUGCCGCGGCACCUCCGCAAAAUAUUUUCGGUAUGAAUAACCAGAGUAACAACGCGCAGCCAAAUCUCUUCUCGAAUUCUGUUCAAAGCCCGCCAUCAGGAAAUUUGUUCGGCUCGCCGCAGCCCGCCAGUAAUCCUACACCACAGAUUCCCAUGUUCGGUUCACCAAGCAUGGGUGCAACUCCAACCUUUGGCUCGCCCAAUCCGUCUAUUCCUUCAUUCGAGGCCCCGUCGCUGAAUCCAGCACCAGCACCUGCGUUCACCUUUGGUUCUUCACAAGCGCCUGCGACAGGAAUUUUCGGAUUCGGACAACAGCAGUCGCAUAUGCAGCAGCCGUCGAUGCAACAGCAGCACAUGCCGCAGCAGUCGGGCGUGUACAGUUUCGGUGGGGCUCCCGCCGGCGCGCCACAAGUUCAGUUCAACAUUGGUGCCAAUGGCACCAACACCGCCGUCAGACGCGUUCGUAAAGCUGUUCGUCGGAAUCCACAACGAUGAAAUUUACUUCGGCUCUAGCACGAAAUGGACUGGGUCCAGUGUCCAUGGCCGACGCCGAUUGCUUACCAUCAGGUGAUCCGUCUGCUCGUUCACCGGGUUAUCUAAAGAACAGUGUGUGUUUGUACACAUGAAAGUGAAUUCUCAACAACAUACAUUUGUUUUGUUUUGUAAGUCUUAGCAUGCAAGUUUUAAAUUAUUAUUGUACAUUUUACCGCAUAGAAAUUGUUUGAAAAAUAUGGUAGUAGUAGGUAUCAGUUUUACAGAGAAACAACAAAUCUGCUUUAGAAUGUAACUGGAAUAGAAUUGUAUAGAAAUAAUAUAGACUUCAAUAAAUAUUUCAAAUGAUAUCUGGUAUUUGUUAAACAACAGUUGUAAGGUCGAUAGAAUAACAUGAUACCAAGCACACUAACUGAUUUACGUUAUAAUUAGCUUUAUAUAAUUGUAUAAGUAUUUGCCUUUUUGAGAGUAACAGAUGACCGUGUGUUGUUGUAAAUAUUGCACUUAGAGAAAAGACAGUAAUCAUUGAUCAAUAUAAUAGCUACCUGACGACAGGUUUGUUAGGAUAGUUCAUUCACAAAACUAGCAUUCAAUGCGCACUUUUUAAAAAUAUCAAAUUACUAGCUAUAAGUACCAAUUACACAGGCUGUCACAUUUCUCAAACAAGUAGUCAUGUUACUAAACUAUGAGGUUGUAGCAAUAGAGUUCCUAAUAACAUUUGUCAUCUUACCAGUGAAUGAAUCGAAUCAUUACUUGCACUUUAUAUUGGCUAAGCAACCUAUAGACUCUCCAAAUAAGCAAUAUUGUCUCUCAUUGUACCAAUAAUGAUACUUUCAUACAGUACUUGAUUAUUGAAUAAACAAUAAACUUUUACUGGUAUUAUAGAUUUUAGGUUAGUGACUAAGCUCUGAAAAAUAUAUUAAUUAUUGUCAGAUAUUAUUGUCAUAUACUUAGGGAAACGUAGGAACCAUAUUAACCUGGUAAGCUACUAUUGUAAUAAAAUUAUGAUUUAAUACAUUCAUUUCCGUAAAACAUAAAUAUUUAGAUGAGUAAAUAAUAGAAUCGCUUUACUAAGUAAAAUGUUUGGUAUAAGUGAACUUCUACUACAAUCUGUUGUAUAAAUCACAUUUCCACAUUAUGGCAAUAGCAAUGAUGUUUCCUUUAAUACUUUUGACUUGAUUCCUUGAAGGAGUAAUAUGAAAGCUGGUCUUUCUCAUAAAAAAAAUAUAUUAAAAUUUUUGAUUAUACAGGGUGUUUCGAAGUUCGAUUCAAAGCCUGAUGGCUAUGAUAUCUAGUCUUAAGGUCUUCAGGCUUCGCAACGACAUUUCACACAGCAUAUACAUAAUAUUUAUUAACUAUAGUACUUAUACCACUAUGAAUACAAUCAGCAAAAAGAAAUAAUGUAUUUUUUACAAAUAAUGUAUUUUUUGAGUUUCGGGUGAAAUCUUACAAAUUUUGAUGACGAUGUCUCAACCGAUUGAGCUGAUAGACAUAUUGUGUGGUUGACAUUACUUGCUUACUUAUGUGACGUCAUUAUAAAAUCAAUAGACUAAUUUUUUUUUGUUAAAUUCUAUUACAUAAUGGUAUUGACACUAACUGUGAGUGAUAUACAAAAAUGUGUAUUGGAGAUUAUGAUGAUGUAAUUUCACCUAGGUUAGGUAUCAGUAGCCGGUUACACGCAAACACUAGCACAUCGAGUCAGUACCAAUAGUGUCAUAGCUGUAAGCGUACGACUGCGCGGUCCAGGUUGCUCAUAGGUAGGCGUACUCCAUCGUCGGCCACAUCUAACAGGCGAGUUCGUGGGCAAACGCCAUCCUAUUAACUGACUUAUAAAACUUCUUACGCAACCAUACACGUUUAGUAUCGCAUUUGAUUAUGUACAAACUUUUUCUUAGGGGGCGUCCAUAAAUUACGUGAGUUGUUUUUUUUAAUUUUUUGACUUUCCCUCCUCCCUGGUGAGAUUUCGUGAAAUUUAUUCAACAUCCUCCCCCAUCCCCCAAUCUCACGUGAAUAGUAGUAAAUAGAAGAAAAAUCCAUGUGCAUGUACAAUUAAAUCUUAAGUAUGUACAAUCUGGAUUAAAUGAAAUAAAAUAGUAUUUUUUUUUGUUUCAAUCAGUAAAAAAAUUACGCGAUAUUUGUCGAGACCCCCCUCUCUCGAACGUAAGAUUAGAUGAAAUGACUAACAUCUCACGUAAUUUAUGGACGCCCCCUAAUAGGUGAAAAUUUAUUAAAAUAUUUUGUUAUUGGGAAUAUAUUUUUAAGUGCCAACUUCAUUGUAUUUUGUAAGCUCGUAUAAUAUAAAGCCUCUACUUUAAGUUCGUUAAGUUUGCUGGUCUUUAUGAAAUGUAAGCCAAAAUUUCGAUGUGUUUGUUCUCAUUUAUUUUUUAAUACAAUACGUAUAAAUUAAGAUAAGUUAACGUUUAAUUUAAUAUUGUUUUAACUGUUCAAACCGCGAUACUUGUCCGUAGUUUGAAUUACGAACAGUGAUUGGAUCAAAUUAUCACAAACUAUUGUAUUAUACAUUUGAUAAAAUAUGCAAACUGUUCUGCACCAUUCCACAUUAAAUAUUUUGGUGAAUUCGUGGCAGUUGCAGCAAAUAAUCCUAAGGUAUAAAUGUCUAAAAGGAUCCCCUUAAUUUAGUUUAUUUUAUAAUAUGAAGUUUUAAGGUAUUUUUAGCAAGAGUUUAAGUCGAUAAACUGGUUUUAAAAAGUGAAAUAAUGUAGUAACGUUCGAUUCUUUGCUUCGGAUUUUGUUGGUUGACUGUAAAUAUAGUUAAAUAUAAUUAUGUCAACAUGUUGUGUAGUCGCAUUUGGAAGUCUUGUAUUCUUAUUUUUGUAGCACUAAAAUAAAAAAAAAAUCGACGUGUCCAAAUGCCAACUACACACAGUCAUUUAGUGUAAAGUAUAACUAAAGUGUACUGUAAACAACACUAUCAGUGGAAAAUUAAAUAAAUGUUAAUGGAAGAUUGGGGAGCAAAACUAACUGUAUACUAGACGGUGUUCUGAAUAAGAGUAAAAAUGUUGAUAAUUGAUUGAAAAAAAAUUGUUGAUAAUAUAUUAAAUGCCUUUAGAUUUGUUCCUCAAUGAAAAUGGCCAUUAAAAAAAUAAAGUACAAUUUUUAUUUCUGC
Molecule: messenger RNA, 7799 nt
Organism: Spodoptera litura
Lineage: Eukaryota; Metazoa; Arthropoda; Insecta; Lepidoptera; Noctuidae
Biological process (GO): RNA export from nucleus; protein import into nucleus
Cellular component (GO): nuclear pore
Molecular function (GO): structural constituent of nuclear pore
Source: RefSeq, a predicted model, not a curated record